GAAAAUCAGGCAAGAUUCAGUUCGUGUACGCUUACAACAGUUCCGCGCCCCACGCCGCCUCCUCCUUCCGUACCGCCGUCGCCCCCUUUUCGCCCUACGCGGCCGAACGGACGACCAACCACCACCCACUCCCACCCCCUGACCACCAGGAGCAGCUGCCCUCGGACACCGAGCAGCUAGCAGGAUCGGAUCAGGACCAAGAAGAGGAGGAAAUCGAGGAGGAGCGCGCAGGUAGCGGACCCUCCAUAAAGCCACUCAUCGCAUUACCAACUGCACCGGAAGCGGUACAAAAGACAGCGGCGAAAGGAGAAACAGAGACAAAAACAAUGGCAGUGGUGCGAAAGAAACAGGACGACAAGUACCUGCUUGCCCUGCGGGAAUUGGUGACCAGCGGGUCGGGCGGCAAUCGGCAGUGUUUCGAUUGCGGCCAAAAAGGACCAACCUACGUUAACAUGACCAUCGGAUCCUUUGUCUGCACCCGCUGCUCCGGAGUCCUACGCGGUCUGACACCACCACACCGGGUGAAAUCCAUUUCAAUGGCUACUUUCACACAGGACGAGAUCGACUUCCUGCGCACCCACGGCAACGAGCUGUGUGCCAAGACCUGGCUGGGACUGUGGGAUCCGAAGCGGGCUGCCCACCAGCAAGAGCAGCGCGAGCUGAUGAUGGACAAGUAUGAGCGCAAGCGAUACUACCUGGAGCCGGCCAGUCCACUGAAGUCACUGGCCAAUGCCGUUAACCUGAAGUCUGGUCAGGUGACGAAUCACAUUCAGAAUGGCCACCACAAUGGGUAUGCCAGCAUCCAUCUGACGCCCCCUGCUGCCCAGAGGACCUCGGCCAAUGGAUUGCAGAAAAUGUCCAACUCAUCCAGUAGCUCCUCUGGAAACUCCUCCUCUUCAAUCAGCCGGCCACAUCAUCAUCAUCACAACAGCCAAAAUAACAACCACGACGCCUUUGGUCUGAGUGGGGGAUUGAGCAGCCUGAACAGCGCCGGUUCUACAUCCACCGGCGCCCUUUCGGACACCAGCAGUUGUGCCAGCAAUGGUUUCGGUGCGGACUCGGACUUUGUGGCUGACUUUGGUUCGGCCAACAUUUUUGACGCCACAUCAGCGCGCUCGACAGGAUCGCCGGCGGUGUCCUCCGUUUCUUCGGUGGGUUCCAGCAAUGGCUACGCCAAGGUGCAGCCUCUGCGAGCAGCACAUCUCCAGCAGCAACAACAACUGCAGCAACAGCAACAGCAGCAGCAGCAGCUUCUCAAUGGCAAUGGCCAUAAUGGACCUGAGAAUUUUGCCGACUUUGAUCACGCGCCCAUCUUCAAUGCAGUGGCUCCACCAACUUUUCACGAUUGGAUCAGCGACUGGGGCAGGCGGGGCUUCCAUGAUCCAUUCGACGAUUGCGAUGAGUUUCCACCAGGCUCAAGCCCUUCAGUUCCGGUUGCAGUUCCUGCUCCAGUUUCCGCAGUAUCAUCACCACUGCCAACCGUCCAAGAAGAACCAGAACUGGCGUGGAACUUCUGGCAGGAGGAGAUGCAAACAGAGACGCAGGAUCUGAGGUACCAGCCUCAACAGCAGGAUCCGAACUACUCCUUUUUCAAUAGCACUCCGCCCCUUUCACCCUUGAAUCCCUUCCUGCCCCACUUAAUCAAUGAGGAGCAGCAUCCGAAUCCUCCAGAGAAGCCCUCCUAUUCGUAUUUGUUGUUCAGCUCAAUAUCAAACAGUUCCCAAGAAGAGGAAGUGGAUGACCAUGAGAUGAAUAUUUUAAAUGCCAAUUUCCAUGAUUUUUUUACGUGGAGUGCACCCUUGCAAAAUGGCCAUUCGACAAGCCCGCCCAAAAGCGGAAGUGCAGCGAUGGCGCCCAGUGAGGAUCGAUAUGCUGCUCUCAAGGAUCUUGACGAGCAAUUAAGGGAACUGAAGGCCAGCGAAACUGUCACGGAGGCGCCCACGCCCACCAACGGCAAUGGCCAGACCGCAGAUGCCUUCGGUAGCGCACUCAACAACAAUCCAAAUCCUUUCAAGGGCCAGCAGCAGCAGCAGCUCAGCAGCCAUGUGGUGAAUCCAUUCCAGCAGCAACAGCAGCAGCAGCAUCAUCAGAAUCUCUAUGGCCAGUUGACGCUCAUACCAAAUGCCUACGGCAGCAGUCCCCAGCAGCAGAUGGGGCAUCAUCUCCUUCAGCAGCAGCAGCAGCAACAGCAGGGCUUCUUCAACUUCAACAACAACGGGUUCGCCAUCUCACAGGGUCUGCCCAACGGCUGCGGCUUCGGAAGCAUGCAACCUGCUCCGGUGACGGCCAACAAUCCCUUUGCAGCCAGCGGCGCCUUGAACACCAACAAUCCAUUCUUAUGAGACUCAAGCCGGGAGAAUUCGCCACUAGCCACAUGGCAGAGGCGCUGAGCCAGCGAACAAAGAGCAGCAGCAAAGGAGAGGAGAGAUGAGCCAAGGAACCGAACCGAAAUUAGUCCAUUUUACGAACAAUAGCGUUAAUCUAUAUAUACAUAAUACACGCCGGAGAGCACUCUCUGUGUACAUAGCUCAAAUAUGUACACGCCGAAGGGCUCCAAGCUGACGCUUAUCCUGGAGGAAGCCAGCGGACUGGGGCGUUGAUAUAUUCUUUUACAUGGUAACUCUACUCUAACGUUUACGGAUACGGAUAUUUGUAUUUGCCGUUUGCCCUAGAACUCUCUAAUUGUACUAAGCGCCCAUGAACACAUCAUCCACUAACUAACAUAGCUACUAAUCCCAAUCCUUGUGGAGGAUGCAGUUGGCCCAGAUUCUCUGUUAUUUGUUUGGUCUGUCCUCGUAUUUGUCUUUGUCCCUUUUAGCAGUUUCGUUGCGGAUAAGAACUCUGUCAGUUAUUGAUUGUGUGGCCUUAAUAAGAUUAUAAAACUAUAUAUUAUAACGUACUACUAUAUAUAUACGGAUACAGAAACAGUUACAGAUACAGAUAUAUACAAAUAUGCUUUGUACCUAAUGAAUUGCUUCUUGUUUUCUUUGCUAAUUGUCUGCUUUCCGUGUGCUAAAGUUAUAUAUUAGUACGUGCGAUAUCGGCCGUGCAGAUAGAUUGCUCAACUCGCGAGUCAAACCUCUUUUGGUUGCACCCACGGCAGACAUUUGUACAUAUACUGUCUGAUUGUAAGCCCCAUGUAAUACCUCCGUUAACACCAGUCCCCCCACCCAUCCAUCGAACCUAAAUCCAUGACUCAAUUCACUGCUCACAUGUCCAUGUCCAGAUAAGAAGCAAGAAUUUUUCCAUUUUUAGCCUUAACGUGUCAAACAUUAUCGAAGCCUUAAAGUUAUAUUUAAAACUACGAAAAUUUCAAUAAAAACAUUAAGAACGCUA
This is a messenger RNA of Drosophila eugracilis, 3336 nucleotides long. RefSeq names its product arf-GAP domain and FG repeat-containing protein 1 (gene drongo). The transcript is spliced from 6 exons. Lineage: Eukaryota; Metazoa; Arthropoda; Insecta; Diptera; Drosophilidae. Gene Ontology annotation, molecular function: GTPase activator activity. Bases 327 to 2342 code for a protein of 671 amino acids. The record is from RefSeq and is a predicted model, not a curated record.